Molecule: messenger RNA, 1014 nt
Organism: Zingiber officinale
Lineage: Eukaryota; Viridiplantae; Streptophyta; Magnoliopsida; Zingiberales; Zingiberaceae
Exons: 2
Coding region: 1-1014 (337 amino acids)
Source: RefSeq, a predicted model, not a curated record
AUGGAUAUUUUUAGUAAAGUGGAAGUUAAUAUACCAUUGUUGAAAGUGAUUAAGAAUAUUCCUAAGCAUGCUAAAUUCCUGAAGGACUUAUGUGUUCACAAGAGGAAGUUGAAGGGCGAUGAAUUGGAGAGCAUGGGUAAGAGUUUUUCUGCUUUAUUCCAGUCUAUGCUCCAGAAGUGUCAAGAUCCCGGGGUGUUCACUAUACCAUGUGAGAUUGGUGAAAGUAGUUUUGGAGAUGCCAUGCUCGAUUUGGGGGCAUCCAUUAAUGUAAUGCCUAAAUCUGUUUUUCAAGCCCUUGGAAUCGGACCACUGCAACCCACAAGAAUAGUAAUUCAGCUUGCUAACAGAAGUUUCGCUCAUCCUGUGGAAGUUUUGGAAGAUGUAUUGGUCAAAGUAAGGGACUUGAUAUUCCCAGCUGAUUUUUAUGUCUUAGACAUGGAGAGGGAUACAUUGUCCAGGACUUUGUCAAUGGAAUUUGGGGAUACUAGAGUCCAAUUUAAUGUUCUGGAUGUUAUGAAAUACCCGGUAGAAGAUCACUCCAUACUUAGUGCUGAGGUUUUUGAUGAGCUAGAGGUGGAUUCUGAUAUUGUUCUGCUUGAUUGCAUAAAUUCCCUUAAGUGUCAAGAGUAUGAUGAGGAUGAUGAUUUAGAUUUUAAUUUUAAAAUUGCUGUAGAUCCAGAAUUUGUGCUGGAAGCUAGCAGUAAGUCAGAAUUUUUUCCAAUAGCAAAUUCUGUUAUGGAGCUUGUUCCGAAGCUGUACUAUUCACUGGAGGAAUGCUCUACACCAAUGCUACCCUCUAUUUUAAAGCCACCGAAGCUGGAAUUAAAAGUCCUUCCUGAGCAUUUGAAGUAUGUUUAUCUGAGAGAGAAGGAACAACUACCAGUUAUUAUUGCCAAUGGACUUGAACUCGACCAAGAAAAUAAGCUAUUAAAGGUUUUGAGAAGCCAUCAACAAGCUAUUGGUUGGACGGUAGCAGACAUAGUUGGGAUUGAUUCUUCUAUCUGUAUGCAUUGA